AUGCUCAACAACAUCACCGCCGGCGGAUCCGUACACGCGGGUAUCUCCGCAGCGAAGGAUGCGCAAGAUCUCAAGCGGUACGAGAAGGAGCAUGGCGUGCUGGGUGUGAAUCUGGGCUCCGGUCUGUCCGCGGGUGGCCUCACGCUCCAUCAGGAAUUGAUCAUGACUAUGCCCGGCACAGGUAGCGCGUCGGGGAUCGGGCAGGGCGACGACAAGCCCGCGAAGCAAAAGCGGCAUCGGACGCGUUUCACACCGGCCCAGCUCAACGAGCUGGAAAGGUGUUUCGGCAAAACCCACUAUCCAGACAUUUUUCUGAGGGAGGAAAUAGCACUAAGGAUCGGCCUCACGGAAAGUCGCGUUCAGGUAUGGUUUCAAAACCGACGAGCGAAGUGGAAGAAGCGCAAGAAGACGACCAACGUGUUCCGGUCCUCUGGAUCGCUGCUACCAUCGCACGGCCUGCCACCCUUCGGACCGAUGACCUCCGAGUUGUGCACCGGAAUGUUUCAUACUCCUGCGGACAGAUGGGGAAUGGGAACAGGUCUCGGACAAUUGCAAAGCGGCAUGACGAUGAGCGGCUUCGGGCAGCUCAGUCAACAGGGCACGGGAAGUUUAGGCUCUAGCCUUAGCCUCGGCAAUUCCGGACUGCCGAUCAACAGCCCGUCGCAAUCUGUCUACCAUACCAAUUACGGACUCAAUUCGAUCAGUGGUGUUCAUGUGUCGGCGUCCCGAGGCUCGCCACCGGUAGGCGGCGGUCAGGCCGGGAUGGGUUCGAACCUGAACUGCGGCCAGGGCUCACCGGGCACGACUUCCGGUACCGGCGGCAGCGGCAGCGGCGGCGCCGGGGGCGGCGGCGUCUCUUGCGUGGGCGCCGACGUGACUACGAACGAGGCCUCGGACUGGAGAGGCGCCCACAGCAUCGCGGCGCUCAGGCGUCGCGCCUCGGACGCCUCGCAACAGUACAGCCCGCAACCGCCGCCAGGACCGCCUCAGUACACCCACGAAAUGGAGUACAGUUCUGUUUACCAAGGCGUCGUCUGA
This is a messenger RNA of Wasmannia auropunctata (little fire ant), 1038 nucleotides long. RefSeq names its product homeobox protein orthopedia (gene otp). NCBI's taxonomy places the organism in Eukaryota, Metazoa, Arthropoda, Insecta, Hymenoptera, Formicidae. The transcript has 6 exons. The coding region runs from base 1 to 1038 and encodes 345 amino acids. Gene Ontology annotation, molecular function: DNA-binding transcription factor activity, RNA polymerase II-specific; DNA binding. Gene Ontology annotation, biological process: regulation of DNA-templated transcription; neuron differentiation. The record is from RefSeq and is a predicted model, not a curated record.